AUGCCGUAUCUUCUCUCUCGUUCUAUUCUGAACUUGUUAUCCUGGUGCUCUAAAGCUCCAAAAGGAGAGGGAGAUACCUACAUAGAAAAGAAGAAGGACAAGAAGAGGGUAAAAUACUUGCUUAAAUGUCUAGAAGAUGAAGCUGAGCAAUUAGAGAGAAGCAACCUCACUGAGGAACAUGGAAACGCCUUGUGCUCACUGACAGCACCCAGAAUAGCACUAAAAGGAAGAGGCCUGCCUCACCUUCACAUACUGGCAUACAAGGCGCAUGGUAGCAUUAUCAGGAUUAGAUUGUCUAAAAAGGGUGUGCAAGGUGAGACAUCAGCUUCCAAAGAGAAGCACUUGCCUAAGCUUGCUCAACAAGAAGCAGAAGUUACUGCCAGGACAAUUGCCGAAAGAGCCAAUCCAUUGUCCAAUACUACAAACAACCAAAGUUGUCGUCCUUCUCUACCAAUUGUAGUGCCAAGUGCAUCUACCUCUGGGCGGAUCAACAGUGUGACUGUGGACAGGGCAACUCCAUCAUGCUCCAAAGUGGAAGAGAACAGCAUAGAAUUUCAGUACAAGAAUUUGAUAGAGAACUGGCGUCCACCAAGUCUGCAAAGUGAUCAUCUUGAUGUUGAUGAUGAUCAAGCGUGGCUAUUCCAAGGAAAACCUAAGCAAAGGAGAGUGGAGGAAACAAAUGUAUGCAGCAAUGACACAACUUGUGGAAGCUCUGCGUUGUGGCCACCGGCGCAAUACAUUCAUGAUGCUGAUUUGUAUGCAUUGCCCUUCACAAUUCCGUUUUGAACCAUUGCAACUGUGUAUAGUUGAUU
Molecule: messenger RNA, 812 nt
Organism: Lycium barbarum (goji berry)
Lineage: Eukaryota; Viridiplantae; Streptophyta; Magnoliopsida; Solanales; Solanaceae
Exons: 3
Coding region: 1-786 (261 amino acids)
Source: RefSeq, a predicted model, not a curated record